Molecule: messenger RNA, 1719 nt
Organism: Fragaria vesca subsp. vesca
Lineage: Eukaryota; Viridiplantae; Streptophyta; Magnoliopsida; Rosales; Rosaceae
Gene: PHP
Product: parafibromin-like
Exons: 3
Coding region: 1-1245 (414 amino acids)
Biological process (GO): positive regulation of transcription elongation by RNA polymerase II; transcription elongation by RNA polymerase II
Cellular component (GO): Cdc73/Paf1 complex
Molecular function (GO): RNA polymerase II complex binding
Source: RefSeq, a predicted model, not a curated record
AUGGACCCUCUCUCCGCCCUCCGCGACUUCACAAUCCGCGGCGAGCUCGACAAGAUCGUCCGCGUCAACGACGAGCUCCGCUUGGGCUCCGACUACUCCUUCCCUUGCUCCGCCGAGACCGCCUACCGCUCCAAGCAAGGCAACCUCUACACCCUCGAAACCCUCCUCCAUUACGUCAACAACCACCACCUUAAGCACACCGAGUACCUCAUCAACGCCCGCGCCCAGAUGAUCCCCUGCGUCACCUUCCCCGAUCGGAAACCCCUCCUCGAUUACCUCACCGGCAAGAUCUCCUCCUCCGACUCCAUCGAGUUCGUCCUCCCUCAAAACCCUAAAGUCCCCGAUUUGCCCCUCCACAACAACGACUUCCCCUUCUCCGAAAACGACGUCGCUCGCCACCACACGCCUGAUCAGAAUCACAACAACAUCAAUGGCUUCACCGUUUUGAAAGAGGUUGAGGCGCCGGUGGACUACAUGUCGUUGAUUUACGGCAGCGAGAGGCCGCUGAAGGACCGGGAGGAGCUGCUGGAGUGCAAAGGGAGGAACUUUUACGGCGUGCUGACGGCGGCGACGAAGAGAGAGGAGGAACGGCAGCGCAUUGAGUCGCAGCAGAGGAAGGAUGGGCUGGUGGCCAAGAGCAGGUUAAUGGGCUCCGACGACCGGGGAAUGGCGGGUUAUGGUGACGAAAUGGGCUAUGACCAGGCGCCGAAGCCGAAGAUGCAUCUGAAGGGUGGGAAGAUUGGGGAAGGCGUGCCUAUAAUUCUGGUGCCGAGUGCAUUCCAGACGCUGAUUACGAUUUACAAUGUGAAGGAGUUUCUGGAGGACGGGGUUUAUAUACCGACCGAUGUGAAGGUGAAGCAGAUGAAGGGGGCUAAGCCGGACUGUGUGACUGUGCAGAAGAAGUUCAGCAGGGAUAGGGAUAGAGUGGUGACGGCAUAUGAGGUUAGGGAUAAGCCGUCGGCGCUGAAGACUGAGGAUUGGGAUAGGGUGGUGGCGGUUUUCGUGUUGGGGAAGGAGUGGCAGUUUAAGGACUGGCCUUUUAAGGAUCAUGUGGAGAUUUUCAAUAAGAUUAUGGGAUUUUUCAUGCGGUUUGAAGAUGAUAGUGUUGAGUCUGCAAAGAUUGUGAAGCAGUGGAAUGUGAAGAUCAUCUCAAUUAGCAAGAAUAAGCGACACCAAGAUAGAGCUGCAGCACUGGAGGUGUGGGAUCGGCUAGAAGAGUUUGUGCGGUCACGCUCACAUUCCUGAUGUUUGGGUAAAGUUUCGAGGAGGAAGAUGUGUUCUGAUUUUGGUUGUGACCAUUUGGCCUUUUGUACUCGUGGGACUGGAAAUGUUUUUAUUAUUUAUUAGAUAUUGUAUCUUUGUAUCUUCCGGAGGAGUGAUAAAGUUAAAUGCGUGGUUGGAAGUUUCUUUACAUCUACCCGAAGUUUCAGCAAACCUUCAUCUUGAACCCAGGAGACAACUUCAUAUGGUUUACAUGGCUGCAAACCUUGAAAAAAGGUAUGCAGGGCCAAAUGAACUAACAUUGUUGUAUGGCAAAUGUGUUGUGUGCGACCGCAUGCUAUCUUGCAAACCCAGAAAUUGGAGACUGAAAAGACUUUGUAUCAUCAACUUAUACAUUAAGGUUGUAGAACCAUCAAUAAACAGCAUCGAGUUUUACAACACUAGCUUCUCUAAUUUCAUAUGGUUUACCUGUUUUCUCAUCCGCAGUUACUUUUUUUG